ACUAGACUAACCAUUGUUAUGGGUAAACUGGUUUGACCGGUAGCGGUAUUUUAUCGCUUUAAUUACAGGUGCUCUCUUGUCGCGGAGGUGGAAAAAUCGUUUAUGAGCCUCACCCAGCAUAACAACAAUACAUCGACAUAGGGUGUUUCUGAUAGAAGAAGAUUUUGCUAGGUUUUGGGGCAGAUUUUCUUAAAGUUUCACCAUGGAACGUGAAACAGUUAUUGAGGACAGACUAAGUAAAAUUUAUCAUACAAAUUACGUGCGAAAUUCUCGAGCUAUCUGCGUUCUGUGGGGAAUAUUCACUGUGUGUUAUGCCAUACUAAACAUCGUCUGUUUCAUUCAACCCCAAUGGAUAGGGGACACAGGAGUUGCCACGGCUGGGUUUUUUGGAUUAUACAAAUAUUGUGUGCUCCGAAAUAAUAAUGAGUUUGAAUGUCUGGGAGAUUUUUUUGACGCCGAUUCUUAUUUAAAUUCCUCGUUUCACGCGGCAGCAGUAUUUAUUGGUCUGUCUGCUCUACUUUUUCUCAUCUGCUGUUUAUGUCUUCUGUUGUUUUUAUUCCUGAACACAGCCACCGUACUCAGAAUAUGUGGAUGGAUUCAAGUUCUUGGAGCAAUUUUUAUGUUCCUUGGUUGUGUCAUCUUUCCAAAUGGCUGGGACCACAAAACUUUCAACAAGAUUUGUCUAAAUGAUAACAAGUCCUACGAUAUGGGUUCCUGUGGUAUACGAUGGGCUUACAUCUUGGCCAUUAUACUGAUCUUUGAUGCCACCAUCUUGGCAAUUUUGGCCUUCGUCUUGGCAGCAAAACAGGCCAAACUCUUACCAGAAGUGUACAAAAAGAUGGAAAAAUCUGAUUUCAAUGGCUACGCAAGUGAUACGAUGUCUAAACGAUCAGGACUACACGCUUUAUCCGAUGAUCGAUAUUCCGAAUAUUCUCAUCGAUCAGAAAAAUCAAAACGAUCGAUACAUUCCAGUAGAGCUGCUUAAAUCAAUAAUAUUUGUCUAUGUAUAGCAAUAUAUGGUUUAUUAGACGGACCAAUUAUUCACUACAUAUUCGUUGACGAAAUCCCAAUUCAAAAAUCGAUUAUGGUUUAAGGUAACAUCAAAACUUUACAUCAAUUGUUUGGAAAAUUUGUCUGUGAACAAAAACUGAAGGAAAAUUAUGAAUAAUUGGUCUUUGUAAUAAGUCACCUUUUUGUAUAAUAAUGUAAAUUAUUAGCUUUUAUAAUUAAUUUUUUUGACAUAGAACUAGUUAUAAAGUCCCGUUUAGAGAUGCCGUGAUGCAACUCUUUAAAAUCAUUUCUGAACAAAUUUUCCGUCUGAUAGAAUAUUCCGAUUACAGCUUUAUCAAAGAAGUACUCUUCUGUACGCCCAAGCUCUCGUAAUGAUAUACAAUACAAUCAUGUUAUGCCAACUUAAACAGGCUUUAUUAAUAAGAACAGACUAAAGGAAUUAUAUGAUUUAAAUUUUACUAAAACAAUCCACAACAAACAAGUGGCCAUGACAUUAGAUAGUCUAAAUGUUUGAUUUGGUUGCUUUUACUAAAUUGUUUUAUGACUUUCUUACUUAAUUCGUGUUUUAUUUUGAGAUUAUUGACUAUUUAACCUUAAACUCAUUAUGUCAGAUUUUAACAUAUUUGUUGUGUACCUGUAUCAUGUAUUGUCUUUAUUUGUAAAACUCUAAAUGGGACCCUGUUCUCAUAACGCCAGGGCGUUACAAUCUAAGGGAGAAAACUCUAUAAGAAAUUCUGUGGGUACAGACCACUAACUAAUUCCAGAAUUUACAUUUAUUUUGUAAUGUCGUGACUGACACGUUACAUUUGGCGAUACACUGGUUGAUAUUAAAUAUGAGAAAUAAGUGGUCUGUGUCGUUUUACAUUUUGAAUAUUAUUACAAAAUUGAUAAAAUUAUUUCGGCACUAUGGUAAAAAUCUGUAAUAUUGUAUUUUGUAAACUGUUAAAUUGUAUAUUGUGUAUAGGGUAAAUGUAUAUUGUACAAAUGAUAUCAUGCAUAGUACGCUAUAGAGAUCAAAUAAUAUUAAAUAGCGAGUAAACGUUAUAUUUUUGUGUUCAAUAACUGUAGAUAAUACAUUACCCAUGUCAUUUUACCAUAGAGAUAACAUAAUUACUUAUAUUUUAUUAUUUAUAUUAUAUAUUGAGCUUGGCUUAUUAUUCUACCACUAUAAUUACAAUUUACCUGAAUUCUUUAAUGUCUCAAUCGCGAUACACACACGUAUGUCAUCAUGUCUUUAUUUGGUUUUAUUCUUAACCCUAUAGCAGAGAUUAAAUUUUAAUUUUUGGUUUAUUCUUUUACAUUGAAUAGAACGAUAGGCACUCAUUUUACCAUUAUAAAUUAUACCUAAAAAAAUAUCCUCUAACAAAUUUAACAUCAGAAAUUGAAAUCUUGUCCGUAGUUUGACUAUAAUCUAAAAACCGAAGUUUUGUCACUAAUUUUACUAUAUGAAUUGUAAUAUUCAAGACAAUAAAAUAUUCUUUUAUAAUA
This is a messenger RNA of Patella vulgata (common limpet), 2499 nucleotides long. RefSeq names its product LHFPL tetraspan subfamily member 3 protein. Gene Ontology annotation, biological process: sensory perception of sound. NCBI's taxonomy places the organism in Eukaryota, Metazoa, Mollusca, Gastropoda, Patellidae. The transcript is spliced from 3 exons. Gene Ontology annotation, cellular component: plasma membrane. The coding region runs from base 203 to 985 and encodes 260 amino acids. The record is from RefSeq and is a predicted model, not a curated record.